AUGACUCCGAAACGUAUUCCUUUUAUUGACAAGGUCUACACUUCUGUAGGCACGGAAGAAUGGCACCAACGAUGUGGUCUUGAUGUUGCCGAAGCUCCAUCGGUCUCCAAAGGCCAUGUAAACCUGAAGAGGCUGUGCACAUUCUUGAGUUCUCAUGCUGGCCUUAGUAAUCUCUCUGCCGCUCUCAGAAGCACUCAUGUUCCCCUCGGUACCCUAUGUCAUCACAAACCGGCGACUUCAUCAACUACAACACCUGCCAAGUCAAAGGAAGGUGCGGCAAUGGAAAUGAAGUUUGAAGAGGGUGGAAAGUUCGAAGACCUUCCUGGUGCGAAGAUUGGAGAGGUGGUCGUGCGAUUUCCUCCCGAGGCUAGCGGUUUCAUGCAUAUUGGCCAUGCGAAAGCUGCUCUGCUCAAUUACCACUAUAAGCAAAUAUUUAAAGGGAAGUUGCUCUUACGUUUUGACGACACGAAUCCGGCCAAGGAGAAUGCCGAUUUUGAGGAGGCAAUAUUGGCUGAUUUGCCGCGUCUGGGUGUGCAUUGGGAUUCGCUCACCUACACUUCUGACUACUUUGAUCGCAUGAUUGAUUUCUGCACACAGUUAAUCAAGGAUGGUAAAGCCUAUGCCGAUGACACCGACGCAGAAACUAUGCGAAAUCAACGGGAAGCACGGCAAGAGUCAGCAUGUCGCCAUAAUUCCGUGGAAAAGAAUUUGGCCAUGUGGAAGGAGAUGCAGGAAGCUACCGAACAUGGUUUAAAAACUUGUAUCCGUGCCAAAAUCGACAUGUCGUCUGAUAACGGCGCCAUGCGUGAUCCAACGAUCUUCAGGUGCAAGUUGGAGCCACACAUCCGCACAGGCACCAAAUACAAGGUCUUUCCUAUCUACGACUUCGCCUGUCCCAUUGUCGAUAGUUUGGAAGGCGUGACCCAUGCUCUUCGGACUUCUGAGUACAACGACAGAAACGAACAAUACUACUGGAUGUGCGACGCCCUCAAGAUCCGUAAACCCCUGGUGAUCGACUUCUCUCGUCUGGCUCUUCAAUCGACGCUGCUGUCGAAGCGCAAGCUUACCUGGUUUGUUGACCAGGGCAUUGUGACGGGUUGGGACGAUCCACGGAUGCCGACGGUGCGCGGAAUUCUCCGUCACGGUCUCACACCCGAAGGUCUCCGCCAGUUCAUCCUGGCGCAAGGUUCCAGCAAAGCCACGGGUACCAUGGAGUGGGACAAGAUUUGGGCCUUCAACAAGAAGGUGAUCGAUCCCGUCGCACCGCGCUACACGGGCCUCCUGAUAACCCACGGUGGACUAGUGCCCGUUAAUGUCGACGGCCAGAAGACGGCUGCCACCAAACAGGUUGGACUGACUGCGCUGCAUCCUAAGGACCCGACUGUCGGUGAGAAGACGAUUGUCUUAGCUCCUGUUGUCUUCGUCGAACAUGCUGACGCCGAGUGCUUCACGGAGGGGCAGAAUGUGACAUUUGUCAACUGGGGCAAUUUGCGCAUCACCAAGAUCCACAAAAAAGAUGGCGUGGUUGUGUCGGUGGAUGCGGAACUUAACCUGGAGGAUACGGACUACAAGAAAACGCAAAAAGUCACUUGGUUGGCAGAUCCAAAUCACGCGAAAAACCUGCCUCAGGAACUCACUCAGCUGACACCUCUGUCCUGUCUGACCUACGGGCCCCUCAUCUCAAAGCCGCUCAUCUCGAAGGACGAGAAUUUCGUCGAUUUCGUUAAUCGUGACGCCGUGACCGAAGAAAGCUACUUCGGCGAUCCACAAUUGAGGCAUCUAAGGAGCGGCGACAUUAUCCAGAUUCAGCGCAAAGGCUUCUUCAUCUGCGAUCGACCCUACAUGGCCUGUCAUGAAGCCACUGGGAAGGAGUCGCCGUGCGUUCUCAUCUUCAUUCCCGACGGAGCGACGAAGGCUCGCCCAACGACCGGAUCCAAGUACACAGUUGAGAAGUCAGGUGACAAGGCUUCUGAAUCUUCCGAGCCCAAGGGGUCCGCCAAGGGCAAACCCGCUGCCAACUUGAGCCCAGAGGAGGCAGCCAAGCGAGCAGAAAAGGAGCGCCAGAAGGAGGAGAAAAAAGCCGCAAGGAAGGCGGGACGUGAGCAGGCGAAGCUGAAGGCCACCUCUCAGCACUCCACGUCUCCUCCCGCUGCGUCCACUACUCCCGCCGCUUCGGCUGCGUCCGCGAAGAAGCCUACAGGCGGUGUGGAACCCUCAAACAAGAAGGAAAAGACCGCGAAGCCAAAGGAAACACACGCUCCAAACGAGAGCCAGAAGAAAUCGGAGGAGUCGUCUGUGAAGAAGCAGACGCGACUUGGACUAGAGGCGAAGAAGGAGGAGGACACAGCAGAAUGGUACACCCAGGUGAUCACGAAGGCCGAAAUGCUGGAGUACUACGACGUGUCGGGGUGCUACAUCCUCCGGCCCUGGAGUUACUUCAUUUGGAGUCAAAUUCAGGCCUUCUUUGACAAGGCCAUUGCCGCCCUGGGAGUCGACAACGCCUACUUCCCCAUCUUCGUCUCUAAGGCCGCGCUCGAGUUGGAGAAGGAGCACAUCGCGGAUUUCGCCCCUGAGGCAAGUUGGGAGGCAAUUUCGCUUUGGAAUGUUCCGCUAGACUUCGAUUGCCUGAACCUUAUUUUCACACGGAUUGCACUUGCUGUGGUUCAGGUUGCGUGGGUAACCAGAUCUGGUUCCUCCGACUUCGCUGAACCGGUCGCCAUCCGUCCGACCAGCGAGACUGUCAUGUAUCCCGCGUUUGCGAAGACCCGGGAGUUUCUGUGGCAGGAGGGUCACACGGCUUUCGCGACAAAGGACGAAGCCGCCGCCGAAGUCCUCACGAUCCUCGAUCUGUACCGCGACGUUUAUCGUGAUCUCCUCGCCAUCCCCGCCAUCAGGGGUCGCAAGACAGAGCGCGAGAAGUUUCCCGGUGGCGACUACACAACCACAGUCGAAGUCUACAUUGGAGCCUCGGGCCGGUGCAUUCAGGGCGCCACCUCGCACCACCUGGGUCAGAACUUCAGCCGAAUGUUCAACGUGGUGUUCGAGGACCCCGAGACCAAAGUGGCGCGUCACGUGUACCAGAACUCCUGGGGCAUCACGACGCGCACCAUCGGGGUGAUGGUGAUGGUUCACUCCGACAACCAGGGCCUCGUUCUGCCGCCCCGUGUGGCCAAGUACCAGGUUGUGGUGGUGCCGUGCGGCGUAACCGCCAAGACCACUGACGCCGAGCGUGCCCAACUGGCGGAAAAGGCCACCGAAAUAGCCAAUGAGCUGCGCAAUGUGAGCGGUCUUCGGGUGCACCUCGACGACCGUGACCACGUCUCGCCAGGGUGGAAAUUCAACCACUGGGAGCUGAAGGGUGUGCCCGUGCGUGUGGAGAUUGGCUUUAAGGACCUCGCCGCGCGCCAGGUCACUGCGGUAAUUCGAUGCACCGGUGAAAAGCGCGCGAUUCCCCUGUCCCAGCUCAACACUGCGAUGCCCGCCCUCCUGGACGAAAUUCACAGCAUCAUGCUGACUCGGGCUGUUGAGGAACAGGUGUCGCACAUCGUCUCCGCCGAAGACAUGGAGGGCUUGACGAGAGCGCUCGACAAAAAGUGCCUUGUCCUCGCGCCCUUCUGUGGUGAGCCCGCCUGCGAGGACGCGGUUCGCACUGAAUCGGCCCAAAACGUGGUGGUAACGCCCGGAGCCCCGUCAAUGGGUGCCAAGUCGCUGUGCGUGCCCUUCGACAAUGAACUGGUGGGCCUCAAGACGGGAUGCGUGGACGCCAACUGCCGCUGCAUCCGUCAUCCCCUGUGCACCAGGCCGGCCACUUUCUAUACCCUCUUUGGUAGAAGCUACUAG
Mesocestoides corti is the source of this 3840-nucleotide messenger RNA. The record is from the annotation of a GenBank genome assembly. Lineage: Eukaryota; Metazoa; Platyhelminthes; Cestoda; Cyclophyllidea; Mesocestoididae.